AGUCAUCAGUCGUCAGUGUAAUUACUUGUUUUACAAAAGCUAGCACUUUUUGAAUCUCAAAAAACUCGCUGUUUAAACGUUUUCUCAAUAAUCUUAAAGAACGUAAUUUUUGUAUACUGUACGAAAAAUCAAAGGAAAAUAUAAGUUACUUAGUUAAUUAUACAAUGUGUAGUGAUAUUCAAAGUUGUAUUUUAAUUAAAUAGGAUUAAACUUGGGAAAGAAAAAGCUACAAAGUAUAAAUUAAUUAAGGUGAUGUGAUGGCGUCUCCGUCCAAUCAUAGAAUGAAGAGGCAAUCAUGGUAUAUUCGGCUUACGCACAAGAGAUUGCCUAUCACGAAAUGGCUGCCCGAAUAUAAUUCCCAGAAAGCCCUGGCCGACAUUAUUGCCGGUAUUACAGUGGGACUAACAGUAAUUCCACAGGCUCUAGCUUAUGCGACGCUGGCUGGAUUACCACCUCAGUAUGGCCUCUAUUCAUCGUUUGUGGGCUGUUUCAUGUAUAUUGUGUUUGGUUCUUGCAAGGAUAUAACCCUGGGACCAACUGCUUUACUUGCUCUGAUGACGUAUGAGCAGAUACAAGGUCGCAACUUCGAUUAUGCCGUCCUACUGUGCUUCCUUACUGGCAUUGUACAGCUCAUCAUGGGAUUAUUACAUCUAGGUGUUUUAAUAGAUUUCAUCUCAGUUCCCGUAACGGUUGGUUUCACAUCGGCGACUUCAGUAAUAAUAGCCGUAUCACAACUCAAGGGCUUGUUAGGUCUGCAGUUCAAGUCCAGAGGAUUCAUAGAUACAGUGAAGAAGGUGAUUGUGAAUAUUCCAAACGCGAAACUAGCCGACAGCCUUCUGGGGCUGACUUGUAUAGUCAUACUACUUUUAAUGAGGAAAAUCAAAGAUCUAGACUUGCCUCCUCAUAGAAGAGGCCUCAAAAGAGCUCUAUGGCUGUUCUCUACAUCGAGGAAUGCGAUAGUCGUCCUAGUCUGCUCGAUAAUGGCAUUUAUAUGGGAAAAGAAUUCAGAAUCACCAUUCAAACUGACUGGCACUGUUAAAGAAGGUCUACCGCCACUCAGUCUACCCCCAUUUGGCACAAUGGUGGAUGGGAAGAAUGUGACCAUGCUAGAGAUGUGUGCGGAUCUGGGCUCAUCCAUCGUUCUGGUUCCCAUCAUUGGAGUGCUGGGGAAUGUCGCUAUCGCUAAAGCUUUCGCAAGCGGUGAAUCGGUUGACGCGACGCAGGAGUUGAUAACACUCUCAUUCGCGAACAUUCUCGGAUCGUUCCUUAGUGCGAUGCCGAUCACUGGUUCAUUCUCCCGUAGCGCUGUCAACCAUGCCAGUGGAGUCGCUACCCAAUUUGGAAGUCUUUAUACAGGUAUAUUGGUGCUACUUGCUCUAAGUCUUCUUACUCCAUACUUCUAUUUCAUUCCGAAGGCGUCGCUGGCUGCCGUCAUUAUUUGCGCUGUGAUAUUUAUGAUUGAGUAUGAGGUGGUGAAACCAAUGUGGCGUUCGCGUCGUGCGGACUUGGUGCCCGCGUUUGCGACGUUCGCCCUUUGCCUUGUAGUGGGUGUGGAGUUGGGGAUCGUAGCUGGGGUUCUACUCAAUGUGUUACUUCUCCUUUACCCCAGUGCCAGGCCGCAGUUGGAUGCCGAAAUCGUUACGAAUCACUACGGCCUGAAUUACCUCCUAAUAACGGUCGGUAAUAGCCUCUAUUUCCCGGGCGUGGAAUACAUUCGUCAGUACGUAACGAGAGCUGCGAGCAAACAGUCGGGGAACGUGCCCGUUGUUAUCGACUGCAGAUAUGUAUUGGGGGCUGACUUCACAGCUGCCAAAGGGCUGUGUGCGUUAUCAAACUCGCUGUCUGCUCGUGGCCAGCCAUUGGUGCUUCUUUCGCCUCGAGCCAGUGUCGCCUCAGUGUUCAGUGGGGCGGGGUCUAGCGUGCUCGUAGUACUUAACGCUAACGAGCUAGAUGUUACACUACAAGAACUAACAGGGCAAAUGUCCCUCCCUGUAAUCCCAGAUGAGUCAAAACGUCCAUACACGUCAUUGAAGCAAGAUGAGUCACUAGAAGUCAUCGUAGCUGAAGAAAACGCUUCCCCAUUACUGACCACAGUGCAUAGAAAGAAAAUCAGUGAGGUAGAUGACACAUAGCCACAGUGCAUUUUAUAAAUUUUAGUAAUGUGUGUAGUUCAGUAGAGUUUUGUAGAGGAUUUUUUAUAGAUUUAUAAGUUGUGUAGUCAAAUCAGUGAGGGACAGUACAUCAGUCUAAAAAUAAGUUACCAUAGACAUUUGCACAAGAAUACUGUUAAAAAGAUUUACGUGCACAUUUUAAAAAAACUUUCCAGGUUAAACUAUUGUUAUACGAGCGUAUAACCUACUUUGAUUUUAUAGUUUUUUCAUAUCGAAUUAAUAAAAAAAUAUAUUUCUCUUUAUAUCUCUCUAUAUAUCUCUGAUGGAUAUGAAAACAUGAUACAAUAUUGCGGCCUUUUGCCCAUACACUUUUUCAUCAAUGAAGUUUAGGUAUUGCUGUCCGAUGAUUUGUUUAACUUUGUCAAAUUUUAUUUUAAUAAUUUGCAAUUAAUAGAUCUGAUUAAGUUUUGCAUAAUUUCUAGAAUUUAUAACGGUAAACCAAAAUAGUUCCUAGCACAUACAGUACCUAGUACCUUUUUUUCUAAGUCUAAUUAAUAAACGUGAUAUUUGUUACUAUGGUUACAAAUCUUGCAUCCGCGUGUUUAUAGCUGUAAUGGUCUUCUUCAUAAACGUAUUUGAUUACUUAAAAAUAUUUUGUCCAUAUUAUUACCGGAUACGUGAUAAAUAAAAAAAUAAUAAUUCGAUAUUUAGUAAGUUUUUCAGUAAGACUGAGACAUAUUCUAAUUCGUCUCGUUUAUCGACAUUCUCAAUACUUCGUGCAUAUAGUAAGUGGAAAUAUAACAAGAAAAAGUUAUAUAUAAAUGUUAAGGCGCCCUUAUUUAAAAAUCUUACAAAGAUUUUCGCCUUUUUUACUACAAACUGUCUUAAUAAGAUUUUAAAUAUUAAUAAUUGAGAAGCGUAUAAAUCACAAUUUUAUCAUUUAAUUGCUUAAAACUAUUCCUUAUGAUUAUACCGGGUGUUAUAUUAUUAGAAACUCGAAUAAAUAAAAUUCAUUUACCAAACCAAAGAUUGCAAACACUAAAUUUAGUAAGCUCUCUGUGUAUGUCCUUAAUCAUUUAAUCAAAUAGACAUUAACUUAUUUUGUGCAGGCAUGACUAUUGCUAGUCAAAUUUAUGUGACAAUUACUAGCUUUGAGCCGAAUUUCGAUAAUAUUUAAUUUAUACCAGUGGAUAUUUUUUUAUCUAAGCUUAACAUUUUUUAUAAUAUAUUUUAAUUUUACAUACUUAAUUGAAGGAAAUGGUUUCGCUGAGUGUUUUGACAUACAAGAAUCAGGCAAACUAGUGAUUUAAACGUUUAUACCUUUAAUUUUCGGAAUUUUAUCUAAUUAAUAAAAUCAUACAAUAAAACCUUAGUUAUUUGAUUUAUUUAUAAAACAUCUUAGAUUGAAAUCAUCGCCGCUAAUUUGUCCAAGCAAUCGUACGAAAGAAAUCAUAAUCAAAAAUACAUUUAUCAUUUAGAUAUUUAAUUUGAAUUUAAAUGCUAAACUUUUGUUUAUAUAUUUUCUAUACUAUAUAACUACCAGUUUGUAUUAAUUAUGUACUUAAUUUGUUCUCUCUUAUGUGUUUUGUGCAAUUGUAUUUUUAUCAUUAUAAAUAAAUAGAUAAGAAUGUUU
Messenger RNA from Pieris rapae (cabbage white), 3744 nucleotides. Its product is annotated as sodium-independent sulfate anion transporter. The coding region runs from base 258 to 2132 and encodes 624 amino acids. Gene Ontology annotation, biological process: transmembrane transport. Lineage: Eukaryota; Metazoa; Arthropoda; Insecta; Lepidoptera; Pieridae. The transcript has 13 exons. Gene Ontology annotation, cellular component: membrane. Gene Ontology annotation, molecular function: sulfate transmembrane transporter activity. The record is from RefSeq and is a predicted model, not a curated record.